AUGUCGUCUAAUGUACCUUUUUCAUUUGACGAAAAAGCCAUUGUUGUGAGAGAUCUAUACACUCUGUGCCUCCGUGACUUUUGUGACGUGGUUUACCGUCCGGGAGAGGAGCCAGUUGAAGGUCGAUGUCCGGUGACAAGUUGUAGCUAUUCACUGGAGAUGUUGAAAAAGCCCACGAGAAGCAACCACAUCCAUACUUGCGUUCGCCAAGAAGUUUCUCGUACCAUGGGAAUUCCCUUUCAACAGGUCAAGUAUUGUUGGAAGUGCUUCACCUUCUUUGAUGGAGAGAGCCUGGAAUUCGAAAGGCAUUGCGCAAGCCAUCUCUCAACGAUGACUAGCAAGCAUUACGAAGUGAUGGUGUAUCGCCCGCCACACCACGAUCAGAGCCGGAUACUGUAUCGAAUGCAUGUGGGAUGGUAA
Monascus purpureus is the source of this 420-nucleotide messenger RNA. The record is from the annotation of a GenBank genome assembly. Lineage: Eukaryota; Fungi; Ascomycota; Eurotiomycetes; Eurotiales; Aspergillaceae.